This is a messenger RNA of Ctenopharyngodon idella (grass carp), 2365 nucleotides long. RefSeq names its product coronin, actin binding protein, 2Bb (gene coro2bb). The transcript has 13 exons. Gene Ontology annotation, molecular function: actin filament binding. The record is from RefSeq and is a predicted model, not a curated record. NCBI's taxonomy places the organism in Eukaryota, Metazoa, Chordata, Actinopteri, Cypriniformes, Xenocyprididae. Bases 304 to 1728 code for a protein of 474 amino acids. Gene Ontology annotation, biological process: actin filament organization.
GCACAAUAUGUAGUUUUUCGCCACUAGAGGUCGCCUAUUCAGAACAAAGGUGUAGCUUGAUGACGUCGAGAUUGAGUGCGGAUUCUUGGGAGAUGUCGUCUUCACGUCUACUGGAAAAGAAUCGGGACGGGACUCGGGCAUCAUUGAUAGGCGACGCAUGGACACAGUCCGUCUCCUGGUUAAAAUUGCUUAUUUCUCUGGAUUUAAACAUUCUUGGAAACAUUUGGGAUAAUCUUCCCUUCAGUAGAUCAGCAGCAGAAGAGCAUUCUGGGAUCAUUUGGAGCUCCAAAAGAGCAGAUCUUCAUGACCAAAGUUAAGAUGUCGUGGCACUCCACGUACAGAAGCUCAAAGUUCCGGCAUGUUUAUGGAAAGGCGGGAAGCAGGGAGCAGUGUUAUGAGGGAAUUGCCAUCACACACAGUGUCCAUGACAACCACUUCUGUGCUGUUAACCCCAAAUUCCUCGCCGUGGUCACCGAGAGCGCGGGAGGAGGAGCGUUCCUCGUUAUCCCACUUCAUAAGCCAGGGCGAAUAGACCCUCAUCACCCAAAGGUCUGUGGCCACCAGGGCAGCGUGAUGGACAUCAAAUGGAGUCCGUUCAUGGACAACAUCAUCGCGUCCAGCUCGGAGGACUGCACGGUGAGAAUCUGGCAGAUUCCUGAUGGCGGUUUGAGAAGGAACAUGACAGAAGCUCUGAUGAUCCUGAUUGGCCACAGCCGGAGGGCGGGGCUUAUUGAGUGGCAUCCCACCUGCAGCGGAAUCCUGCUCAGCGCCGGAUACGACUGCAAGAUUCUGAUUUGGAAUCUGGAAGAGGGCGUGGCUGUGAAGAUGAUUGACAGCCAUCCAGACGUCGUCCUCUGUAUGUCCUUCAACACCGAUGGAAGUUUACUGGCCACCAGCUGUAAGGACAAAAAACUGCGGAUUAUUGAUCCUCGUUCAGGGAAAGUUCUUCAGGAAGCAGACUGUAAAAGCACCAGAGUGAACCGCGUCGUGUUUCUGGGUAAUCUGAAACGCGUCCUCACCACGGGCGUCUCCAGGUGGAACACCAGACAGAUUGCAUUAUGGGAUCAGGAUGACCUGUCUGCACCCGUCAUGGAGGAAGAGAUCGACGGACUGUCGGGCAUCCUCUUCCCGUUCUAUGAUGCCGACACACACAUGGUCUAUCUGGCCGGGAAGGGUGACGGAAACAUCAGGUAUUAUGAGGUCAGUCCUGAGAAACCCUUCCUGCAGUUGCUGAUGGAGUUCAGGUCUCCGGCUCCUCAGAAGGGUCUGGGUUUGAUGCCCAAACGCGGCGUCGAUGUGGGCGAGUGCGAGAUCUUCAGGUUUUAUAAGCUGGUGACUCUGAAAAAUCUGGUGGAGCCCAUUUCCAUGAUCGUCCCACGCAGGUCUGAGUCGUUUCAGGAGGAUCUUUUUCCGAUGACGGCGGGCACAGAAUCGGCCCUGUCGGCUGCGGAGUGGCUCAGUGGGACUGACAGAGGGCCAGUGCUGAUUUCUCUUAAAGAAGCAUAUAAACGUCCAAAUCCAGCAGGUCUCAGAGCAUCGAAACGGGACAGACGAACAGUUAAGGGCAUUGACUUACUGGAGAACAUUUCUCCCAACACAGACAAAGAGCUGCUGAAGAUGGUCUACAGGCAGCAGGAUGAGCUGAGGAAACUCAAAGAUGAACUUGGAGAAAAAGACGAGAGAAUCCGACAACUGGAGCUGGAGCUCAAGAACCUGAGAAACACGUGACGGCAAAACAGCUGAUGGACCAUGUUAUUAUGAACACACUGAGGAAAUAAUUGUUUUAAUAUGAUCUUAUGGAUGUAUUUUUAAAUUUAAUAACAUUAUUUAAGAUGGAUGUGAUUUUGAAUUGUUAGUUCUCCCAAAAAUGAAAUUUCAGUUAUUUAUUUAUUCACUCCCAUGCUGAUAUUUUUACCGUGGAAUUGAUGUGUUGGAGCUUUGCAGUAUUAUUUAGCAUCCACUUUAAUUAUAGGCUAUUUUCUAACAUUCUGCUGAACAUCCACAGAAGAAAGAAACUUAUACAGGUUUAAGAUGGCAUGUUGGUGAGUAAAUGAUGAAUUUUCAGAUUUUGGUGAACAGUUCCUUUAAGAAACAGAUGUACAAAUGAAGUCAUGAUGUGUCCGUUUACAAACAAUUGUUAAGAAACAGAUUUGCUUAUGAAGUUCUUCUGGUUGUCUGCCAGAAGAUGGCGCUAGAGGAGAGCGAAAAAAGCAAAGACCUUCAUCUCAAACUCUCAAUCUGCUCUACAAAUACAUUCAUGUUCAUACUCAAUGAUUGUGUUCGUCAUUAAUGCUGGCAUGUACAUAUAUAUUUGUAAGUACAACACGACAUGUUUACCAUAAAAAUAAAAUAUUGCUCAACCACA